Hydractinia symbiolongicarpus is the source of this 1663-nucleotide messenger RNA. RefSeq lists its product as uncharacterized. Lineage: Eukaryota; Metazoa; Cnidaria; Hydrozoa; Anthoathecata; Hydractiniidae. The record is from RefSeq and is a predicted model, not a curated record. The coding region runs from base 774 to 1559 and encodes 261 amino acids. The transcript is spliced from 4 exons.
UUGUAAUCAGAAUGUUUUUAGGCUAUUUGUGAAACUUAUUGACUAAAAAAAUACUCACUAAGAAAUUUGCAUUUGGAACUGUUUUAUUUAUGAAAACUAAGAAAAAUAAAGUAUAUCACUAUAUGGCAUCAAAAUUAAUAGUACAUUCUUUACACGUCGUUUUACUCAUUGUCUUCAAGAAUUUCAAAUAUUUUCACGAUUCAAUGGUUUUUCAAAAACAUUAGGGGAACUUAGUUUCGCAAUUGAUUAAUUUUUGGUUUAAUUUUAAAAUUCGAAAGUAGAAAAGGCAUUUCAACUUAAGAAAUAAAACUUCAAAAGAAGAGAUACAAUAACUUUUUUUAUAGCACACUUCAGUUUAUUUUCAAGAAUUUUCUUUCAUUAAAAUAUGACUUUUUUCUUCUUUUGCGUAAAUUACGAAAAUAAGUUGAAUAAAAUUAAGCAACAUCAAACAACUUCGCAUCUAAAUAUUGGCUAAAAUAUAAGCAACUUGAGAUCUGACCAAAAUCCUAAAUUGCUUAUAAAAAGAUGACCUUUUUAAACUCUACAGAAACAAGCAGAAUGCGUACUUUCAGUUCAAAAACUUUCGUGUCAUACUCUGCCAUUAGAACAGAUCUCUUGUGGCGAUAAUGUAAUCCAUAUGAAAAUAAGUUUGAAUGGCAUUAGCAUUACAAUAUUCCCCAUGUUUGAAGGGAAUUUUCAUCCGUUUUUUGGAACUUCUUGACGUUCGGCUUAAGCCUAUAAAUAUAUAAAAUAUACGCAAAAAUCCAAAUGAAAUGGCGCACGUAGAAGGAUAUCUUCGAAAAACUCCACCCAGUGGUAAAAUACAGAAGGCCAAAUUGCGGUAUUUUAAGCUGAGUAAAACUCUGCAUGCUGAACAGAGCUCCAAAAAAGGAAAUUUGGGUACAUACGUUUCAAACGGAUAUGCUCUGUUUUAUUGGAAAUCUGAAGAUGAGAUGCUGAUGAAGAAGCGGCCAUUACGGAUUCUGUAUAUAAACAGUGACGUCACUUUCAUUCAGCAACCUAACGUUCAGCGUGUGAGAGGUAUGGAUAUGAUGGGCAUGACUUUAAAUAUUUCAUCGGAAGAAAAAAACAGAUCGUUUUACCUCUACACACAAAAUGAGGAAGAAAUGUCACAAUGGUGUGACGCUUUCAGUGAAGCCGUCAAACUACAAACAACCACUACAGAAAACAUAUAUGAUGACGUUAAACCGCCCGUCCAAGAAAGUGGCGAAAAGGCCGAGUCUUUUGACAAGCCAGUCGACUCGGCAUUUUCUUCGGAGGUCAGCGUAAAUACUUCUCUGGAAAAUGAAAUCGCAGAAGAAUUUCGAAUAAGAGGAGUAAGCGAACCAGUUUCCGCCAGGCCUGCAGUUCACGAAGGACCGUGGAGAAGCAAUACAUGCCCCAGUAAGACUAGGGAGCGGAAAGUAUCCGUUAAUUUUACGAAUGCCGGAGCCGAAGUAAUCACAACAAGAAAUGUGAAAAGUACAACUUUCACAAGACGCAGUGAUGGUACUACUGAUGUAAAUGUUCGAUAUACCUCAGACUAUGAAAGUGAGUAGGGUUCCCAACUCCCGUUUGUAUUGAAAGCAAAUCAUGUACAUAAUGUUGUAAAUUUUAUUUUCUACUGUAUAUAAUAUUAAUAAAAAAGACACAAAUUAUUUAA